GCUGCGCGCUCCGUGUUCUCGGCUGUGGGCUUUAGCCAAGGCUGCAGCGCCUGGAGGCCGAGCGAUUGACAGCUGCUUUCUCGGGCGCCCACACCCGGGCAAUGCGAUUUCUGGAGCCCCUGGGGCGCAGCCCGGGCUCCCUCUCCUCGCGGGCGUCGGCCGAGCCUGCGAGGCCAGGAAACGUCCGCAGCUCGAGGAGGAGGUAGGGAGGGGAGCCGAGGCACCCAGGCUCCCCCCACCCUCCACCCCGCCCCAUUCACCACAGUGCGGGGAGCCGGAUCGCGGGACGCCGAGGCCGGGACGGGAUCCUCCGCGCAAGGCCGAGGGACCCCGUGUCUCCGCGCCCGGGUGGGCUGCGAGGAGAAUGGUGCAGUCUGAGAGCGGCUGAGCUCAGCCGGCCAGAGAAACCGGCGCUGGGGUGCUCGGGCUCCGGCGGCGGCGAAGGGGGCGGGCUGCCUCGGGCAGCGGGGCCCCGGGCUUUCUCCGCGCCCGCAGCAGCAUUUGCCUAGCGCCUGGGCACCUCGCGCGCGGGGCUGCGGGAAGCCGGGGGGAGCGGCGCGGAGGGGAUCUUGGAGGAGGCCGGGUGCACACAGUCCGGGAGGACGAGAGCGCCGGAGAGAGCGGCUGGACGCGGGGAAGGAAGGCUGGCGGCCGGGCCCGCAGCUCGCCACCGCCGAGCGACCUGUCCAUGGUGUUGAAGGGGCUCCGAGCGCUCCCGGUGCGCCCUCCUCCGUGCAGCCCGCCCCUGGCGCCGCUCGGCUGCCGCCCAGGCUCUGCAGACCCCGGGCCCGGAACAGCCACCCGGGUGUCUCCGCUGCCCCAGAGCGGGGCUGUCUGAAUGGCGAGGCCAGAGACCGGCCACCCGGGAGCUCGCGGGCCAAGCCUGGCAGAGGCCGUGCGUCCGCUGACAGCUCACCCCUGAGGGGCUCCUCGUGCCGGCGGCAGCCAGGGACCGGCUAGCGAUCGGGGGACCCGAUUUUGAAAAGACCCGACGCAGAGGAUAACAGUCCCGGGCGCGCACCCCAGGCCUCCGGCUGCAGACCGGAGAGGGGCGAGCCCGGGAGGACGAGAUCCCGCGGGCGCCCGGCGAGCGUCGCGCCCUCACUCUCCUCUCGGCCGUCCCCAGCGAGCCGGGGCGGCCGCUCCAGCCAGCACGCCGUACAGAGGAAGCCCGGCCAUCCCCGCCGCGGCCGAGGACACUUGGUACUGAGUUGGCGAUUGCCCGGCCGCGAGGAGGGCUAGGACAGCCCCUGGACGGCGGGAAGUGGCCGCUUUGAGUUCCCCGCCGCGGGAGGACGCUGCACCUGCCCGGAGGAUGCCCAGGACCCUGCGGGAGCCUUUCCGGAUCAGAACUUUUUAGGCUGCCCUCCCCUUCCCCCGCAGUCCCCCCCAGGCCGCGUCCCCGCAGGUGGGGGCCCAGGGGGCGCCGCGGCGCAGCUCCCCUCCCGUCCCCACCCCCAGCUCGGCCGCCCGCCGCUUUGUUCCGGGCGCGCGGAGGGAAGGCGAGGCUGCGGCGGGUCAUGCCCAUGGUGUAGCCGCCAAGCGGAGGCAUGGCUGCCGGAAGGUUACUGCUCUACACGGGCCUCUCGCUAGCGCUCUGCGCCCUCGGCAUGCUGGCCGUGGCCAUCUGCUCCGACCACUGGUACGAGACGGACGCCAGGAAGCACCGGGACAGGUGCAAGGCCUUCAACACCCGCCGGGUCGACCCCGGCUUCAUUUACAACAACAACAACAACUUGCCUCUGCGCGCGAGCCGCUCGCGCCUGGACCGCUGGGAGGGCAAACUCCUCCGGGCCCGGAAUCGCCGGCAGCUGUUCGCCAUGAGCCCCGCGGACGAGUGCAGCCGGCAGUACAACUCCACCAACAUGGGCCUCUGGAGGAAGUGCCACCGGCAGGGCUUUGACCCCGAGAUCGCCGCCCUCCUACGGAAAGGAGAAAUUGAGAGAUGCACGUACAUCAAGUACCACUACUCCUCAGCAACCAUCCCCAGGAACCUCACCUUCAACAUCACGAAGACCAUUCGCCAGGAUGAGUGGCAUGCCCUGCACCUGCGUAGAAUGACAGCUGGCUUCAUGGGCAUGGCAGUGGCCAUCAUCCUCUUCGGCUGGAUCAUCGGUGUCCUGGGCUGCUGCUGGGACCGAGGCCUUAUGCAGUAUGUGGCAGGGCUUCUCUUCCUCAUGGGAGGAACCUUCUGCAUCAUUUCACUGUGUACCUGUGUGGCUGGGAUCAACUUUGAGCUAUCACGUUACCCACGCUACCUAUAUGGACUACCGGAUGACAUCAGCCAUGGCUAUGGAUGGUCCAUGUUCUGUGCAUGGGGGGGCCUGGGCCUCACACUAAUCUCGGGAUUCUUCUGUACCUUGGCCCCCUCUGUCCAACCUGUCCCGAGGACCAACUGCCCUAAAUCCAGACCAGAGAAUGGGACAGUGUGCUAAAAUACAAACCCAUACAUAUAUAUAUAUAUAAAUAUAUAUAUAAUAUACAUAUAUAAAGUGAAACUCAAUCAAGAUGAUGCCAGUGCCAAGGUAGAGUUGAGUUGGCUCAGGCACCUGCAUCUCACCAGACUUUGUGUUGCCUCGUGUCCAAGAUGGGAGAAACAUCCCAUCCUGUGGCUCUCUCAUCAGUUCUUGACUUUGGCUUCAUGAUUUCUUCAAGACAGAGUGAAAGCCACCACUCUCGGUAGCAUCUCAAUCCCUGUCACUCAUAAGGAUGUGGUGGUGAGCUGGAAGGGACAGAGGCAGUGGUCUGAAGUGACACAGAUACAAAGAAGGAAGCGCCACACUGUGAGCCACCAGGAGAGGACACCACCACACCCCAGCCAUCAAAUCACGGGGAAACUCGGUCCCUUGAGUUCAUAGAAUGUAACCACAUCUUCGAGGCCGUGUUCAGAACCACUUCUCUGCUCUUCCUGUUCUGAGCUCCUUCUCAGCCCACCAGUGAUGAGGAAACAGACUGAGAAGGAAGUUUUCUCUUUGCAGUCAAACCUUUGGACAAUGCUUUAGAGGUGGGAAGGGGAGAGAACAUGCUGAGAGGCAAGAUCUGCAUCAACAAAAGGACAUUCAGUGGAUGCUCAGAAAACCCAGUCUUACCUUCCAGCUGCCUUACACCCAGUUAAACAAAAGGCCACCCUGUCCUCCCCUGCCUGUGUUCUCUGGGCAGAUCGGAGCCUUUGAGCAAUGCUGUGAUGUGUGUGUGUGUGUGUGUGUGUGUGUGUGUGUGUGUGUGUGUGUAUGUGCGGGUGCGCGCACGUGCACGGGCGUGUAUGUGUGCGUGCGAAGCAUUUGUGUGUGCAUGCGCACACAUGUGCACAUAGGUGUUGGGUGGUUAACUUUUUAUUUUCUAUUCUUUGAAUGGAAAUAUAUUAUUCUGUUGUCUCUCUCACACUCUUGUUGUUUUUGACCCAUUAUGGAGGCCCCAAGAUCUGGGAAUUAUCUUUGGGGGGAGGCAGGCCUUCAUGGGUGCCAAUGCAGCAGCUGCAGAUUCCUAGAGAGAGACAAGAGUGAGUGUGUGUGUGUGUGUGUGUGUGUGUAUGUGCGUGUGCCCAGGCACGUGUGUAUAGGCAUGCACACGUGGUGGAUAUCUCAUGAGUGUAGGGUUUUAUUGUUUGUGUUACUUUUUUUUUUUUUAUAACUUUUGGUACAGCUGAAAUUCCCAGAGGGCAAAACCAAGAACAAAACCACUGGGCCAGAGAACCCUGUGGUACUUCACAGUAUGGUUCUGGAACUCCGCAAGAUUUAGUCCACUAAUUUUGGAAGUUCAAGACACAGCCGGGCACAAAAGUCAUAAGAGAAGAGGGGGAACAUACAGUUCAGGAGAGAGAAGGAAUAUUGCCUCUGGUUGCUGAUGUACAAUUGUGUAUACCAAACAAGACCUUCAUCCCCCAUUGUGGGGGCUGUCCUUUGUCACUGGACGUCUGCUUUUCUAGGGUUGAGCCCUGUACCGAUGAAAGGAAAUGGGUCCCAUGCAGAGAGAGCACCUCCAUGUCCCAUGGGCUCAAGUUUGUAUGAUAUCAUGUAAAUUAAUGGAGAACUCUUGACUCUUUCCCUUCUCAUCCUGUUCCUCUUGAUCUUCAUGGCCCUGAAUCCCAAAAUAGAUACCCACCUUAGGGCUAGCACCCAAACUGAGGUGGGACAAGGCCAUCCAGGCAUCUCAGACUCACUUGAGCAAAUUGGCACUGGGUGCUGGCAAAUGAAGAAGUCAGCCAGAGCCGUGAAUGCCACAGGGCAGGAACAGCUCAUGGUUACCUUGGGAACCCUGAUGGUGCCAAGUGUCCCUGGGGAGGCGAGGAGAGAAUCCCGAGCCGGCACAACUAUGGUCAGCCAUGCAGAAAGGGAGCUUGGCUGCUGCAGAACAGAUCUGCUUUGGCAACGUUGCCAAACACUCCACAGCCUUUCUGCCCCACCUGCUCUGUUGCAGCUCCCUGUUUCCAACCUCUUUUCCUACCAGACUCCUCACCUGCUAACACCUUUCCUCCCCUCCCUCCAUCUUCCAGGCUGUAGUUCCUGUUGGUCUCAUAUCCUCCUCUGGCUCUCUCUCUGUCUCUGUGUGUACUUGCGCGUGCGUAUGUGUGUGUGUAUAGUGUGUGGUUGUGUAUGUUUCAUUGUGUUCCUAUAUACAGGUGUGGCUGCAUUUCUCAAGACUCCCUCAUUAGGGCCCUGGUCAGGUUCUCUAGAAGGUCUGUCUUGUGAGAACCAUGAGUCUAGGAAUGCCAGGUGAGCGGGGGCGAGCUGGGUGUCAGGAAGUGCUGCUGGCUUCCAGUUGAGAUUCUUAGAGUUGUUUUAAAGGCAAAGGGUGUAUUCUAUGAUAAGGAGAAUAAUUUUUCAAAAAGAAAAAAACGAGUUUUAUUUAAUUGACAAUUUUCUUUUUCUUUGAAAAAGCUAGAUUUUUCUCUUAAGGUGAAGGAUAUACUUGAAGUUGAGGGAAAAUGAAAUUAUCUCAGAUUGGGAGGCGUUUUGUCUUUCUUCUGGGUAUCUUGAACUGAGCAGGGAUAAGCAGGUGUCCAUGAACACACCCAUGGGCACUUGUCUGUGACUAAAUGAUAAUUCCAGCAGCAAAAAGAUGGAUGAAGCUAAGCUAAAGGGGACAAUUUUCUAUAGACUAUUUCAACUUUUCUCAAGUAAACUUGUUUGAACAUAUGAGUUCACAGACCUCUCAGUUUUAUGCCUUUUGUAAAAAUUAUAUUCAUCAUAAACAGAUCAUCUGCUUUAUCCAAUUGCCCCAGACUAUGACAAACUUAUAAUAAAAUUUACUGGCUUCCUUUGAAACAUGAGCACUCCUGAAGCAUUAGACAGGCUCCCAGGCAGGAGACAGGCUCUCUGGACUUAGUUCAUUCAGCUCACCAUCAGCCGAACUAGACCUUAGACUGACUCUCUUACUGUUACAACUGGAUAGGGAUGGACACUCACAUGCUAGGAUCUGAUCCUACUUAGGAAAAAAACAAAACAAAACAAAACAAAAAACAAACCCAGGCCCCUGAUCAGCACGGAUGUCUCCACACUGAUAGCAAUCUCUGUCCAGGUGACCUAAUUCCUCCAUCACAGGGGGUUGACCCCUGCUUCAAAUAAGCCCCUCUGAGACCCUUUCUGGAGCUUCUGGCUGCGGGCUGGCUAGGGGAUGAGUGAAAGAGAAGGAAGAAAAGAAUCUGGGUUUGUGACACUCUCUAGGUCAGGCUCCACUAACUCCAAAUGGUAGACUCCAAUCUCCUGAGGGGACUGAGAGCCAGUGAUUUUGGCAAGACCCCUGGUUCCUACCUAGGGCAAGUUCAAAUUCUUUUACUGUGUGUGCACAGGGAGCAGGAUUGCAUAUGCUGUGGACUCUGUGCAAGCCCCCAGCACGAGACCACUUUUAACAUCCAUUUCUACUGCUGUCUCCUAUACUGAAGAUUUGGGAAAGUUGGCGUCUAACUAGAGAAAAGUGCAAUUUCCUGUUCUCAUUGGGAGUUAGGGCUCUUUUUCUGCUUUCUUUCUCCCUAUAGCUUUCCUUAUCAUCAGUUUGUGACAGUUACCUUCUUAGGGAAGAGAGAGGCUUCAAGCUCCCCUCUCCUUGCUUGUCAUGGCCUGAGGUCUCACAAAGAGGUGUGUAGAUCACUGACAUCAAAAUAUAAGAAAAAGAAAUGCCUGUUCCAGCCUUUUAGCAGCCCCCCUUUCUCACUUCUAGGGAUAAUGACAGCAUAGUUAAACAGCUCUCACAGGUCAAGACCAGUCUUCUUUGGCCUCAGGUCCCUGAGUGGUGCCCUAGGCCAUGAGACCAUGCUGGUGAGGUUUCUACCCAGGGGUGUACCUUUCCUCUAUAGGAGAGGGUGCCCUGAGACUUGGCAUCUCCUUAGCUGUCCAUAUACAUAGUAAGAGACCUAAGAAGGAACUACUACUACUGACAUGAGGAAUAUGUGCUAUUUAGGUCUCCAGUACUGCCCACCUAUGGAAUAUGCCCAAUAAUAAGGUCUUACUCAUUGCUCAGAGCAUUUGGCGCCAACAGUCAUUAGGCUGGGAACAUUUUUACACUGAUUUUCACUCAUGUGGGGAAAGAAUGGGAAGAAGUACCCUCUGUCUCUGUUUGUGUAGAAUACCAGUUGCUUCUUGUAGUUAAAGGGAAUCUUCUUUCCUGAAAAUGUUCCUGCUGCUCCUGAGCUGAUAUGCCCCAGUAAACACAUCCAUCCUUCUCCAGGGAAAGAUGAUGAGUCAGAAGAACUGAUUAUACAGAUAGCAGAGUAAGCAUCGCUCAGCUAGCCAGCCCUAGUGCUGUCUUCCAGCCCAUAUAGACAGAGGAAAGGGGCAGGUUGUUUUUAAAGCAAGUCCAGCAGAGAGGAUGCACACAGGUGUCUCUCAGGGUGCUUGACUUCUGGGAUCAUGUUUACCAUCUCUCCAUCGAUGCUACUCUGCCACAAAACACUUCUUUGACAUUGUUUCUAGUCCUUCGACUAGGUUAUUACCAGCUAUUGAGCUUUCCACUCUGAGGCAUACAUUCUCAUUGUAGAAAACUAGAAAAGAAAAGUAAAUGCAUGCAAAAGACCAAGAGACUGAUUCUAAUCCCAUCACUCAGGCCCCUACGGUGGACCCAGUAAUAAUGGUCAGACCUCAAAACCUCUUCAAUGAGUGGUUGUCACUGGGUGAAUAGAUGGGGCCAGAAUAACAUGGCAUGGCCACAGAACUACACCAAUUGGCAUCAGUGAUUCUGUGUUCUUGGCAGCAAUACAAACCCCAAGCCAGGGCAGCAAAGAGGCCUUUGAAAGCUCACACCAGAGCUAAAGAUCUUCUCUCUCUCUCUCUCUCUCUCUCUCUCUCUCUCUCUCUUUCUCUCUCUCUCUCUUUCUCCCCUCUCUCUCUCCUACUUGUUCCUUUUUUCAGGUGCCAUCUCAAUCUAAUCAUGGGUAUAAACUCUCUGAAGCCAGAGAAACUCACUAAUGAAGCUCCACUUGUAUAAUGCAGCGAUGACUAUACAUUUCAUUCUUCUCUGUACUAAAAUGAUGUGUGACUCUGGCACUGUGUCUUCUCCAUACUUGAACUUCCUCAUCUACAAAAUGAGGAUGGUGAUAACGCUUUACCUCAUGGUAUAUUAAGGGUGACAAAUUGCAAAGCAACUUGCAAACAUGAAGUGUCUAUGAAUUAUGCACUGUUCAAGUUACCUGUUAUCAGCGGUGUAGCCACUACAAUGAAAUGGUUCCAUCAAGGCUCUGCCAAGAGGAUAAUGUAGAGAGGGAGAUGCCAUCUUGGUUGCUGAAUUAGAGUGUAGCUAUCCAACUGAAGCACAUGGAUUUCACUUCUUCUUUCAAGCCCUCCAGAGGAAUUGCCUUCUUCAUAUUCUUUACCCAUUGCCAGACUUACUUCCUUUUCUUCAAGGCCAGUCUAGUAAAGUACACUCUCAUUCCUGUGUACUACCAGAGGUGAUUAAAUGAGCAGACCAUGUGGAGGCUAAGAACAUAGACAACUAAAACAGUUCACUUCUAAAGCUGGUGUGGAGUUAAUGCUGUUUGUUUUAACGGUUCUAUUUUCAUUCCUAGCUGUAUAGGCUCAUGUUGGGGUGCAAAGUCAGACUCUUAAAGCUUUUAAAGUUCUCUCUUUAGUGUAAAGAUAAGUAUGAUAGGAGUAAGAGCCUGCUUCCUCUUGUCAGGCUACAAAGCUAGUGAUGUCAUCGAUAGCCCCUGAGUUCUGGUAGGAGGUCCUGAGUGGUGUGUCCAGCUGGAACAUGCCCCAGUAUGAUCUUGCUUGGAUCCCAAAUUUUAAAGGAGAUAAGAAUUGAUUCCCCAAAAGGAUUUCCAUAUGCUUUUCUUCUUUCCUGUAUGUACUGAGACUUUUUACCGGAGAACUAGUCCUUGCUCUCUUUAUGACUAGAGCCCAGCCAGUGAUAAGGGUGAUAGCACACCUGCAAGCGUGGCUUGUUCACGGCCAACAAACAGAAAACUGGGCUUCAAUCCAGGAGUUGCCCAGCUACCACUCAGCCUGGCAUCUUCUUGACAAAUACCAGCCUACUACUCUUCAUGCCUAAGACCUGUUAUGACUCCCUAGGAAACAACCCAGUGUCUUCAUUUCUCUCCCCUGGACCCCAGACUUUUUCUUUCCUCUCUGGGUGGUCCAUAGACCAUUCUCAUCUAUAUGUACCAGUGUGGCUGUGUCAUGAGUGCGAUGAUGCCUUUCACACAGAGAUUUCACAGAACCGCUCUCAUACCCCUUCCCUGUCUCCACCCCCCUCCCCCACUGCCCACGGUGUGACUGUUUUGCUAUUCAAGACUAUCUGUAAAAAUGUACAAAUAAAAGUGAAAGCUGAAAAUAAAGGGGAGGGGAAUUGCAUCUUCUCAAAUGCUGUAAUGUAGCCCUCAGUUUUCUGAGGACUUGUGAGGACUGCCCUAGAACCCUGACUCUGGUGGCCCUUGAAGGGAGGGAUGCCUGUCACAGGAGAUUUUUCUGGUUGUUUCCCUGGUGGUUUCUUAUGCUUGCUUGGUACUCGCUGUUCUGAAGACAUUUGCCUUUAAAUUUAAGUGGGUCUCCCUCCCCCCCCCAAAUAAAAGCAUAUCAUCAAAGUUAGAAGAGUGAAGGUCAUGGCUAGUUAUCAGCCCAGAGACUUGACCUGGGGUGAUAUUAGUAACUUUGUUAAUAGCUCACCUGGAACCUUGGGUGAAUCUUGUGACCCCACAUCAUAUCCACAUCUUCUCAGCCUCGGAGGAAGCAGGGUGACUUUUGGGACACAGGGACACCAGGUCUCCCCGUCCAUUCUGCUGCUAUUUGUGCCCAUGCUGGCUGUGGUAUGCUGACUGCGCGGAGGCAAUUCUGUAGAAGCUUUCUCCCUGUUUCUCUUGCCCCAAGCUGACUCUCCUCAGAAAGUAGCCUCAAGCCAGCAGCCAGCUUGUGUGCAGACUCCAAAGCCUUUUAUCUACCUUUUUAGUCUCAGAUGCCUUUUCCCACCCACUUUGAUGAUCUCAUCUUGCUCUCUUUGCUGACAGAGCUUUGCCUCACAGGACUAGGGCAGGAAAAAAGAACAUCAAAGGAGGUGACGUGAGUGAAUUGCUUUACCAACUGUGGCUGGCUCUACAAGUGUGGCUUACUCUGGGUGAAGGGUAGAGCCUGGCCAGGGGACACUCUGAAAUGGGGGUGGGAAAUGGGGUGGAGGCUGUGGGUAGAAUUAUGUGGUUAGAUAACUUAGAGGUUAAUGAAGACAUUUCUGUGCUUCCAGCAUCCCCUCAGCAGAGUGGCAGAGAAACAGCCCCAAGGCCGUAAUCCUGGCCGCAUCCAGGGCAUGGAUGACCCUGGAGUACAAGCAGUGGCUAGAGAAGGGUGGUUGUCCCAGAGAGAUAGAAUUUGGCCUGUGCCAGCACCCCCUCCACUCAUGGUUAUAGGCACCUUCAGUCUAAAACUUCCUCAGCCCUGGUGGACCUUUGUGACUCUCUUUGAGAACUGUGCAAGGAAGGUGAUUAGACCACUAAUUUGAUACAAGCUAUGUAUGCAAUUUGAAAUAUUCUACUAGCUGCAUUUUAAAGUGCCAACAAAACAGGUGAAAUUAAUUUCAAUAUUAUAUUUGAACCCAGCAUAUCAACAAUACUAGCACUUCAACACAGGAUCAACAUAAAAGUUCCUGGCAUGUUUUAUGUCCUGUUUAUUUCAAAUGAAAUCUUCUAAAGCCAACGUGAAUUUUGCCCUGAGAAAACAUCUCCAACUGGAUCAGCCAUGUUUUUGGUGCUCAAAAGCUUCAUCGGGCUUUUGUUACCAUCUAGUAGUGCACAGAGUUAGGUCUUUCAGAGCCGGAGCGGGAUGCCCUUGCCUGCGAGUCAUCCAUUGUGGUGGAUUUCGUUGUGGGAACAAAGGCAAAGGCUGGAUUUGCUGAACAGAUAGCAGAGCUACAUCUACGAUGCUGCUGCCUCACCUUUGGAAGUUCUGCUGCGCCUGCUUAGGAAGGGCAGAGAGAGCUGCUGCUGGGAACCACAUGUUAGAGCUGCCUCGGGAGGCCUUAGUGCUCUCGCUGGACGUGGCCCUGACGACCUGCCAGAAACCCGGGGAGAAAGCAGGCCGUGCUCUUUGGCUGUGGGAGUGUCAGCCUCUGCCCACCCUGUCCAUGUUUAUCUGGUAAAAAGAGACAGACAGGCCACCCCGUUGUUAAGAUUAACAUCUCUCCCACCUUUUAACAUCUGGUGGAGCCCUGCUAAAACAUCUCACUGAUAUUUGGAUCUGUUUAAUCCAUCCUCCGAUAUCUUUGUUUGUUUUUUAAAUCUUGACUGCUGAAAAGGAGAUAUGGGAAAAGAGCAGCAGGCAGACUGUGUCUCCUAGGAGGUGUCCUUACACUAGGACUCAGGCCACCAUUUCCUACCUCUCCUUUCUGCUUAGAGAUCUUCCUUAGAUCUAAAUAAGCCUUGUGUGUGUGUGAGAAAGACAGUGAGAUCUUAGGGCAUAGAACAGAAUAAAUACAAGCAACCACUGGCUCAUUUCAAAGAGCUAGUAUGACAAGGUUUGAUUUGCUUAAACUAGAACAUGCUGAGCCCUAUGCUGCCAAGCAGGAAAAAGAGAGCUGAUUCGGUGAGUACAUUCUAUGUGGUCAUUAGACAGGGACCAUCACCGGCAAAACUCUCAAACAUCUGGAGUGUUUAUGGUCCACCAGAUUAUCGCUCAGUCAAUAUAAAUUUAUUUACCUUCACUCUAAUUUACAUAGUGCUUUCUGAUUGGUUAGACACAGUGUGGUGUAUACUGCAGGAUUCUAACAACGACUCUCCUCUUGGAGGUAGCAAUUCCUGUGGUUAUUGGUGCUAAAAUAAGAUUAAAUAUCAUGUUAAUUUGUUCUGAUACAAUUUGAAUAAAUGUAUUGUUUAAUCUUAACAAGAAUGCUACAUCUUAUUAGAUCUAUUGUACUGUCUGUUUCUUCUCAUAAUUAAUUAAUUACAGGAAAGGUGAUCUAAACCAGGUCUUGAAACUCUUGUGAUAUUUUGAGAGGAACUUUGCAGGGAAGUGGGAGGGGGAAAUGAAAAGGGAAAUUGCCAGGUUCCUGUGACUUUGAAAGGACUGAGGAAGCAGAAAGCGUUUGGGGACUUCACUGAAACUGACUGCAUCUUGCAAUUUUCUUUUUCAAAUUGGCAGAAAUAUUAUUUCCAUCGAUUGAAGAAAAAAAAGUGUCUGGUAAUUAAUUAAAUGACUUGUUCAUGGAAAAAAUAAAAAUAAAUAAUCUGUCAGUUGUGGAAUGUAAACUGAUUAAACAAUUAAAUAAAGAAGACCAUGUUGUGUGUUUUAAAA
This is a messenger RNA of Meriones unguiculatus (Mongolian gerbil), 11705 nucleotides long. It is a transcript of the gene Tmem178b, whose product is annotated as transmembrane protein 178B. The transcript is spliced from 4 exons. Gene Ontology annotation, cellular component: membrane. NCBI's taxonomy places the organism in Eukaryota, Metazoa, Chordata, Mammalia, Rodentia, Muridae. Bases 1551 to 2435 code for a protein of 294 amino acids. The record is from RefSeq and is a predicted model, not a curated record.